AUGGUGAUCGACAAAGGACUAAAUGAAGGGACUCUACCAGGAGGAUUAAAUUUACAACCCCAGCAGCCGUCAAAUAAACCCCGACAGGAAAACACCAGACAGCCGAAUGAGAAAGAAGAGAGUAAACAGCAACAGGAGCGGAUCUCUGAUCAUGCCGAGCCGGGAGAGGGAGGUAGGACAGGGGGGAGCAACCAAACGGAGGAUUAA
Messenger RNA from Plasmodium inui San Antonio 1, 207 nucleotides. RefSeq lists its product as hypothetical. The record is from RefSeq and is a predicted model, not a curated record. The transcript has a single exon. Bases 1 to 207 code for a protein of 68 amino acids. Lineage: Eukaryota; Apicomplexa; Aconoidasida; Haemosporida; Plasmodiidae.